Molecule: messenger RNA, 3609 nt
Organism: Hyaloscypha bicolor E
Lineage: Eukaryota; Fungi; Ascomycota; Leotiomycetes; Helotiales; Hyaloscyphaceae
Product: P-loop containing nucleoside triphosphate hydrolase protein
Exons: 3
Coding region: 38-3469 (1143 amino acids)
Biological process (GO): double-strand break repair via homologous recombination
Cellular component (GO): Smc5-Smc6 complex
Molecular function (GO): ATP binding; ATP hydrolysis activity
Source: RefSeq, a predicted model, not a curated record
ACAAGAUCCUCAGCGUGACAACCACGGAUUGAAAAAUAUGCCGUCCUUGGAGAGCCCUCCGCGACGGCGGCUAAGGGCUGAAAUCGAAAGCGAUGAAGAUGCCGACGCUUUGCGAGCCUCUCAAAGGUCCACACCAUCAGCCACCAGCUCAGCGAAACGCGUCCGUACGAAUGGACACCACCGCGAUUCACAAUCCGAAUCUCCAGAGCCUGGUCCUUCUCGCCCAAACGGUACAUCGCGGAGACGGAACAAUCAACACGACGAAGGCGAUGAAGAUGCCAGCGACGAUGAUCAGGCAGGUCCAAGCGAGUUCCAGCCUGGUGCCAUUGUCAGAGUCAAGCUCACCAACUUUGUCACCUACGAGAAUGCCGAAUUUUUUCCUGGACCCAACUUGAACAUGGUCAUUGGACCCAACGGCACAGGCAAGAGCUCGCUUGUUUGUGCGAUAUGCCUGGGCUUGGGUUGGGGUCCGCACCAUCUAGGUCGUGCUGGUCAAGUUGGAGAGUUUGUGAAACACGGUAAUACGGAUGCAUAUGUCGAGAUCGAGCUUCAACGACGACCCACCGAAUCUCGCAAUCAUGUUGUACGCCUACGAAUUAUCAAAGACAACAACGGCCGCGAGUUUUGGCUUGACGGCAAGAAAACCUCGUUAAAAAAUGUUCAGAGUCUGACGAACGACCUCUCCAUUCAAAUCGACAACUUGUGUCAAUUUCUACCUCAAGACAAGGUGUCGUCGUUUGCGGGUCUAUCUCCGGUGGACUUACUUCAGCAGACCCAGAGAGCGGCAGCCCCGCCUAACAUGCUAGAAUGGCACGAUGAGCUAAAGAAGCUUCGGAAAGAACAGAAGACACUGGAGCUACAAGAUGAAGCCGAUAAGGACCAGCUGGGGAGGCUCGAGAAUCGCCAACAAAAUCUACACGCAGAGGUGGAGAGAUUGCAGGAGCGUAUCAAGGUUCAGGAAAAAGUCGAUUUACUGAAAAAGAUGGUGCCUUUCGUCGAAUACAAGAUUGCUGUUCAACAGCACGAGGUAUCCAAGGAAAACAAAAAGAAAGCUCAAGCUCGGUGGAAAGAGUUAUCAGGCAGAAUCGCACCCGCCUUGCAAUCGAUCAGUGCAAAGGAGCGCUACAGAGACCAAAUCAAAGUUGUGGUUGGGGAGCGGGAGAAGGCAUUGGGGGCAGCCGAGCGAGAUGCUGAUGUUUUCGUAAAGACUAUCGAUGGCCUGACGGAGAACGUCACGAAGAUCGAGAAUAGUGUGAAGUCAAUUGGUACGAUCGAGACAAAAAGAAAAGCGGAGAUUGCAAAACUUCAGGAAAAGAUAAGAAGUUUAAAAGCAAAAGUCAACGAGGCACCGAUCGAAUUUAAUCCUGCGGAGUGGAACGAGCGUUGCCACACGAUAGAACGGGAGAUUCGGUCUAUCGACACCCAAAUCGUAGAUCUUAAUGCACAGAAUCAAGAGAAUGUAGUUGCCGGCAAGACCAUCAGACAAAACAUCGCAGAAGCAGAACGGGAACUUGCUGCAUUCGAUACACAGGAAGGCCAGCAAAUGAGCAAACUUGAGAGAGUUUCGAAAGACACGGCCAAAGCCUGGAAAUGGGUCCAGGACAAUCUCGGAUCAUUCGAAAAGGAAGUCUAUGGCCCUCCAAUGAUUACUUGUUCGAUCAAAGACCCAAGAUAUGUCGAUGCUGUCGAGACCUUGCUUCGUGAUAACGAGUUCUUGGUCAUUACAGCCCAAACUCUCAACGACAUGAAAAAGCUGAGCGACCAGUUUACAGACGUCAUGCGCCUAGCUGAUGUUACGAUCAGACAAGUUGAGGAGGGUCAAUCCACCGAUCGAGGGAAACCUUUAUCCCAGCAGGAUUUCCAGCGGGCUGGAUUAGAUGGUUGGGCAAUCGACUACAUCGAUGGGCCGACACCUGUUUUGGAGAUGCUAUGCAGCUCGGGACAGCUUGAUCAAUGCCCCAUAGGCCUUCGUGAACCUAGUGAUGAGCAAUACAAGAUGCUGGCUGAGAACGUUCGCAUCAGGCGAUUUAUUAUUGGCACCCAUAUCUUCCUAGUCUCCAGGAGACAAGAAUAUGGACCCCAGGCCGUCUCAACAGUUUCCAGAAUGCUUAAGAAAGCUCGGUAUUGGACGGAUCAACCAGUCGACGUAUCUGCAAGACGCGAAAUCCAAGAGAGGAUUGGUUCCUUGACUGCGGACUUCAAAGUACUGAGUGAAAAAGUGAAGCCUGUCAGAAAUCAGAUAACAGAGUUGAAAGAGAAAGUGGAGUCUGUGAAGGGAGAACUCGAGGACAUCAGGAAGGAAAAAAAGGCAUUACAAGCGGCCUGGGUUGCCCAAAAAGCCCUUCCCGAUAAGAUACAGGCUGAAGAAGAAACCCUCAAAGGGAAACAGCGUGACAGCGUGGAAGACCGAGAACAAGUAAAGAAGUUUCGUACCCAGAUUGAUCAUGCUAUUCUCCGAAGAGCCGGGCAGACCUUGGAUUACAAAGAGCAUAUCACCAAGUUCCGGCAAUGCCACGAAGAGCUCAUUGAAGCCGAGGUCCGCCUCAUCGAGGCUGUAUCCGAUGUUGCUGGCCUGAAAGAGCGCAAUGAGGAUACUGUAAGAGAACGAGAUAUUGAGCAACAGAAACUCCGAGCUAUUGAGGCAGAAGCCAAGAGAGUGAAGGAGGUUGCGAAGAAUGCAAUGCACGUCUGUUCAGAGCUCAUGCAUGAUCCUGAAAACGCAGAGCAUCUCGACACAUUUCAGAAUCUCCCCCAGGGACUUACCGUUGAAACCUUACAAAUGGACAUCGCUGCGGAAGAGUCGAAACUCGAAUUCAUCCAUGCCAGCAAUCCAGAUGCUAUCAAACACUAUGAGAAACGCCAAGUCGAUGUCGAUAGAUUGAAGGCGAAGAUCCUGGAGACGGAGGCUAGCCUCGAGACUAUUGCCCAAAAUGUCAUGAAGAUACGUGGCAAAUGGGAACCGAAGCUCGACACGCUCAUUGCAAAGAUCAGCGAUGCAUUCUCUUACAAUUUCGAGCAGAUUGGUUGCGCAGGAGAAGUCAACGUGCACAAGGACGAUGACUUUGAUCAAUGGGCUAUCCAGAUCAAGGUCAAAUUUAGGGAAAACGAUACAUUACAGCAACUCGACGCUCAUCGUCAAUCCGGUGGCGAACGAUCUGUCUCGACGAUCUUCUACCUCAUGUCACUUCAAUCUAUGGCUCAAGCUCCUUUCCGUGUGGUGGAUGAGAUCAAUCAAGGAAUGGAUGCCCGCAAUGAGCGUAUGGUUCACGAGCGUAUGGUCGAGAUUGCUUGCAAGGAGCAUACAAGCCAGUACUUCCUCAUUACCCCGAAGCUGCUCACAGGUCUUCGAUACGACAAGAGGAUGAAAGUCCUGUGCAUUGCAAGUGGUGAACAUAUGCCUGAGAAUUAUCAGCGCAUGGACAUUUCCAAGAUCAUUGGUAUCAGAAGAGCGAUUAUGGCUACUGGUUGAAGGGAUGAGAUGGAUUUGCGAUGGCGUUUUGAAGUUGGGCAGUUGAGAGCAAUAUGAUAAAGAAUGAGGCAGGAGGCAGGUCCGUAACAUAAUGUAUUAAAUGAGGAAUCAUUUAUAUUGCCAAGAUAUUUGAGAAAGUG